Messenger RNA from Topomyia yanbarensis, 1830 nucleotides. RefSeq names its product zinc finger protein 728-like. Gene Ontology annotation, molecular function: DNA-binding transcription factor activity; RNA polymerase II cis-regulatory region sequence-specific DNA binding. The record is from RefSeq and is a predicted model, not a curated record. The coding region runs from base 943 to 1830 and encodes 295 amino acids. The transcript is spliced from 3 exons. Gene Ontology annotation, biological process: regulation of transcription by RNA polymerase II. Lineage: Eukaryota; Metazoa; Arthropoda; Insecta; Diptera; Culicidae.
AGUCGAAACCAAGGUUGGUAACCCUAAACCGUGCGGCCAAAUUUGCUUUUUUCCGCGUGUCUUUAUUUAAAACAUCGUCUUUGGCCGUGUAAACGUUUUGUUUACCUCCUAUUCAAACGUCAAAACAAAACGGCAUAAUCUCAAUCCCAACACAGCUGGAUGAGUUUAUGCAGGAGUUUUAUAUCGAUCAUGAAUCGACCAAAUGGCCGAAGUCGCAAUGAUAUCGAAUCGAGAAAAAUAGCUUUGAAAAUUCGGUUCAGAAAAUUAAAUCGUAUUUUAACAGUGUUUGCAUACUGCGCCUUCAAAUGUAUUGAAACACUUUGAAACAAUGCUAGUUUUCGGAAGCAUAACUAAAAUGUUUUAUAUAAUAACGUUUUCGUUGAUAAAAUUGAAAACAGAUUAUUUCGCCGAGUGUUGUUAUGAAAUGUUGAUUAGGCCAUUUUUGAGUCGCCCUCUUGUUUUGACGACUCUCAAUUUCGCCCUGCAGUGUCGCCAAAAAACAAAAAUCAAAUGUGGCUUUCGCCGUGCUCGCUGGAGGGGAAAAUUUGUUAUUCCCCCUGGGCGUAACAAGCACUUAGUUUUUGUUUAGGGCGAUUCUGUUUACGGACCUUGUAAACAAUGAUGCUGUCAAUUUCGCCUGUAUACACUACCUUAGAAAUGCAGAGGCGUAACCCGCCUGGCUUUUUGUUUACAGUCGAAAGUCGGAUCCGCCGUUUUGUAUUUUAUUGAUUUUCAUGAAAUAUUAAUCAAAUCUCUGUUUGUGUAUAUUUGUUAGUUUCGCCCAUUUGUCGGUUCACGAUCGAUAUAUUAUGUUUAUUCAAUAAAUAAGAAAUAUUACAAUAUUCUAGAAUAUUGUCUUGCAGGUGAUAUGACAAUAUUCUAAGUUCUAAUUUAUGACAUAGUUAAUAAUAAAUUUGUGCGUGGUUUAAAGUUGUGCAACAUAUGAAUAUGAAUACGAACGUCCUACCGGAUCAUAAAAAUAAACAAAUUUACAGCGGUGUAAAAGAUAAACAAGGAGAUUUUUGUUUGCAAACUCCCACAACGCAGUCUACAGAACAGUCCAACCACAUAAAUGAACUUUGUAGUCCAGAUUUGAAAGCAGGACUACGCGCAGAUUCCCGAAUGGAAUGUGACGGAACUGGCAAUGAUGUGGACUGUGAUCUGAAUUCGGUUACACAACAUGUCAGCUGUGAAGCAAGCAAAAGUCAACUACUUCACUGUCCUGUGUGUGGCAAGACGUUCCGUUACCCCAGCCAGCUAGAAGAGCACCGAAAGCGUCAUUUUGAGGGCGAAAGAAAGUCCAAAUGCGAAAUAUGCGGAAAAUUAUUCUUCACGAAUCAUGAACUGGGGAUUCACAUAAUUGUUCACGCUACUGACUACAAGCACGAAUGUAGAAUAUGUGGUAAAAGGUGCAAGCGGCGACAAUCUUUUGAAAGACAUAUGAGCACACAUGCAGCGGAAAAAGUUAAACCUUUCUCGUGUAGCGUUUGCGGAAAAGCAAUAAAAUAUAAACACGGCUUGAAAGAGCACAUGAUCACGCAUUCAGACAAACGACCUCAUAAGUGUACGAUAUGCAGCAAAGACUUCAAUCGAUAUAGUAUUUUGAAAAGGCACAUGGUAAUACACUCCGGCGAAAAACACUACGAGUGUGAGAUCUGCGGAAAGAAAUUCUCCCAGGGAGGUCACCUAUCCCGGCACAUGGCCGUUCAUACCGGUAAAUAUCCCUACGAGUGUGAUAUCUGUGGUAAAGGGUUUCUGUUGAAUCCUGUACUCGUGAAACACAGGCUAUCACAUACUGACGAGGGGUCGUUAGUAGGAACUGAUAUAUGA